UUAUUGGGUGACCGCUUGAGGCUUGACAGUUAAGGCCUUCAUACUUGCCAGUUCCAGCUGAGGAGGAACGCUCUUCACUCUACACACAAACACAUUGCUGGCGAAUCUCAGAAGUCAGAACGCACCUUCUUUGUUUUUCACUCCUUCGAUCUUUUAAUCUUUUUUCCCUGCGUCUUCUUGAAGGAAUGCCGUUAAAGCUCACCCACCAAGAACAUUGAACACUCUCUCUCUCUCUCUCUCUCUCACUUCUCCAAGCCUCCACAUUUCCAGCUGCGGCUCCAAUGGGGAAGAAGAAAGAUUGCUGAGUGUGCUCUCAUAGUCUGACUCGCUAACGGAUUUCUGAGCAAACAAUACUAGAUGAAGCCACAUUUAUUUUGUGGUGCAGUAAUUCUCUUCCUUUUCCUUUGCCGAACUAUAGCUGACAUCAAUUCAGACAAACAAGCCCUUCUCGACUUUAUUUCUGCUGUUCCUCAUGGCCGAAAAGUUAACUGGGAUCCUGCUAACCCGGUCUGCAAGUCUUGGGCAGGCAUCACUUGUACCUUGGAUGGCACCCGCGUGCUCACCGUCCGACUCCCAGGUGCCGGACUGUAUGGUCCAAUUCCAGCAAACACUCUUGGCAAGCUCGAUGCCCUCAUGAUCCUUAGCCUUCGGUCUAACCGCCUCAGUGGGAAUGUGCCAUCUGAUAUUUUCUCCCUUCCUUCCUUACACUACAUAUACCUUCAAAACAAUAAUCUUACAGGUAAUAUUCCCUCUUCCCUGCCUCCCAAUCUCACAUUUCUUGAUUUGUCGUCCAACUCCUUCACCGGCAACAUUCCAGCCACAGUCCAAAAUUUAACACGUCUUAAUGGACUGUACCUCCAAAGCAAUUCCUUCACGGGAUCUAUACCUGAUAUCAACACAACAAUGCUUAUGCAUUUGAAUUUGAGCCACAACCAACUAAAUGGUUCGAUUCCUCCCACCCUCCAAAAAUUCCCGACAUCUUCCUUUGAAGGAAACUUGAAGUUAUGCGGGCCCCCACUAAACCGUUGUACUUCGAUCACUCCCUCGCCGUCUCCAUCCCCCAAUCUUCCUCCAACAGUCCCCUUCAAACCAAAAACUGGAUCAAAGAAGAAACUUAGUAUCGGAGCUAUCAUUGCCAUUGCAAGUGGUGGUUUUGCUGUGUUGUUUCUCUCAGUUCUGGUGAUCGUGCUAUGCUGUUUGAAGAAAAAAGACAGCGAAGGCAGUGCUGUAGUGAAAACAAAAGGUGGAAGGAAUGAGCAGCCAAAGGAGGACUUUGGAAGUGGGGUACAAGAGGCAGAGAAGAACAAGCUGGUUUUCUUCGAAGGCUGUUCUUACAAUUUCGAUCUUGAGGAUUUACUAAGAGCUUCAGCUGAGGUUCUCGGAAAGGGGAGUUAUGGGACUACUUAUAAGGCCAUCUUGGAGGAGGGAACGACAGUGGUGGUGAAAAGGAUUAAAGAAGUGGUGGUCGGGAAAAAAGAGUUCGAACAGCAAAUGGAGAAUGCAGGGAGGAUUAGUCAGCACCCAAACGUUGUUCCUCUUCGAGCUUAUUAUUACUCCAAAGAUGAGAAACUUCUGGUUUAUGACUACAUUCCAGCUGGUAGCUUCUCAGCAUUAUUACAUGGAAACAGGGAAAGUGGACAGCAUCUACCAGACUGGGAAACCAGAUUAAAGAUCUCCCUCGGAUGUGCCAAGGGCCUUGCCCACAUCCAUUCUGCAAGUGGAGGGAAAUUCAUCCAUGGCAACAUCAAAUCCUCCAAUGUCCUCCUCACCCAGGACCUCAAUGGCAGCAUGUCAGAUUUCGGCCUAGCUCCUCUCAUGAACCUCACAACUAUCCCUUCCAGAAGUGUGGGCUACCGAGCUCCUGAGGUGAUCGAAACUAAGAAGUCCUUUCAAAAAUCGGACGUGUAUAGUUUUGGUGUUAUGCUCCUUGAGAUGCUGACAGGCAAAGCACCAGUACAAACACCAGGGCAUGAUGAUGUCGUUGAUCUUCCAAGGUGGGUCCAGUCUGUUGUUCGAGAGGAAUGGACAGCUGAGGUGUUUGACGUGGAGCUAAUGAAGUACCAAAAUAUCGAAGAAGAGUUGGUACAAAUGCUUCAAAUAGCAAUGACUUGCGUGGCAAGGGUGCCGGACAUGAGACCUACUAUGGAGGAAGUUGUUAGGAUGAUUGAGGAAAUCCGGCCACCAGAUUCUGAGAACCGGCCAUCAUCAGAUGACAACAAGUCCAAGGACUCAAACGUCCAGACCCCAAUCACCCCAGAAGGGCCAGCCUUGCCGUAAUCAUCAGAAAAUCAGCACCCGCCCGAAUGAGCAAAUACAUUAAUCCUUCUCUAAAUGUCAUAUAUCAGCAAUUGUGUGAUUCUUUGUAGUGUUCCUUUGUAAAAGCUUAGCCUUUUUUAACAUUGUUCCAAACGAUUAAGGGAUGUACUUAUUAAUUGUAAACAUGAUUUGCUUGUUCUGAAAAUUGUUCGUUCAGGAAGA
This is a messenger RNA of Pyrus x bretschneideri (Chinese white pear), 2478 nucleotides long. Its product is annotated as probable inactive receptor kinase At5g58300. Bases 358 to 2277 code for a protein of 639 amino acids. NCBI's taxonomy places the organism in Eukaryota, Viridiplantae, Streptophyta, Magnoliopsida, Rosales, Rosaceae. The transcript is spliced from 3 exons. Gene Ontology annotation, molecular function: protein binding; protein kinase activity; ATP binding. Gene Ontology annotation, biological process: protein phosphorylation. The record is from RefSeq and is a predicted model, not a curated record.